AUGCAUCGUAUUGCUGAAAAAUUGUUGGCUUUUAUAUUGAUUGUGCAAUUUUCUUCUACUCAACAAGCUGAACAGUCCCCUCUCCUUCGUUGUUUAACUGGUUACAGAGAUAGACAUGGUAAACUCUCCGAUUGCCCUCCCAAUAAAGUAUUUUCAAAAUGUGUUACUACUUGCCCCAAAACAUGCCAAAAUCCCUAUAUAAAAUCCAAUAAUGAAAAUUGUUUGCGUGAUUGUCGUUCCGGUUGUGUUUGCGCAAAUGGAACAAUUAUUGAUGAAGGUCGAAGUGGCGAUUGCGUUCCUCAAGAUGAAUGUACAUGUCAUCAUCAUGGAAGAGUCUUUAUGCCAAAUGAAAUCUUACUUCGAAAUGGAAAAAAAUGUCAAUGCAAAAAUGGUGGAUGGGAUUGUGUUGAACAAUCAAUGACAUCCCGAACAUGCUCAGUAGUCGGUCUUACUCAUGUCGAAACAUUUGAUGGAGCCUUACUUACUAUUAAACCAGGCAAUUAUAUCUUAGUUAAAAAUAUUGGCAAAAAAAGUACACAUUUCCAAAUUGAAGCAGCAGUAAAAAAGAAUUUUAAACGUCAAUUAAAAUUUACCAUUGGUGUUAACACUGUUGUUUUAUCAGAUAUACAUUCAAUUAUAUUAAAUAAUAAUAAACUUGAACAACUUCCAUUUCAAUCUGCUGAUCUUACUAUACGUCAAGCUACAUCACAUUUUAUUUUAAUUGAAUCGAAAGAUAUGCAUAUUGCCUAUGAUGGACAUAGUGUUUAUGUUACAUUAGAAUCUGCCCAUCGAGAACAUGUACGUGGUCUCUGUGGAUCAUUUGAUUACAAUCAAGAUAAUGAUUUACGUUUACCAAAUGGUAAAUUAACAUGUAAUGCACAUAUUUUUAGUGAAGGUUAUCAAGUUAAUGAUACUAAACCAAAUACUAGUACAGAAGACGAUGUACCUGAAAAUUUUGAUCGAUCAGAAGCUGAAAAACAAUGUCAUCGAAUCAAAAAUAAUGUUUGUAAAUCUGGUGCACAUGUUCAUGGACUUAUUUUAUCUUGUGUCGAAGAUCAACGUCAUACACCAAUUCAUAAGCAUAAUCGUGCUUCUUGUUAUUGGCAUUCCAUAUUUGCACAUGCAUGUGCGUUGGCUUGUAAUGAUCAUCCACAAAAAAAUACUAAAUGGCGAGGUGAAUGUGAAGCAGUUUUUACCCAAUGUGGUGCUGGAACUGUCUAUGAAGAAUGUCCUCAUUCAUGUUUAAAUUCGUGUUCCGAUAAAGCAGACAAACAUGGAUCACACUCUACUUGCAAAAAAGAAUGUAUUGCCGGUUGUGUUUGUGAAAAACAUCAUUAUUAUGAUACACAUCAUAGUACACAUGAACCAUUAAAAUGUGUCAAAGGAGCAGAAUGUUCAUGUUUUGAUGAGCGAGAAAAAUCAUAUCAUAAAUCUGGUACAAUUAUAAAACGUGGUCACUGUUCAACUUGUAUUUGUAUACGUGGUCAAUUCCAUUGUAAUAGUGAUAAAUGUGACAAAUCGAAUAUUGUUUGUCCAAAUAAUUUAAUCUUUACUGAAACAAGCUUGACAGCAUGUCCAAAAACAUGUUCGAAUCAUUUAGAAUGGCAAAAUUGUCAUAAAUAUCGAAGCGGAUGUGAUUGUCCAAAAGAUAUGAUUCGUGAUGAAAAUACAAAUCGUUGUGUAUAUCCAAAACAUUGUUCAUGUAAAAUGAAUGAUAAACUAUUUUCGUAUGGUGCAAAAGUAACUCAAGAUUGUAACGAAUGUACAUGUACAUCAGGACAAUGGUCAUGCAGUAAACUAGAUUGUUCACAUACAUGCAGUAUUUUAAAAAAUAAACAUUACACAACAUUUCAUGGACAACAUUUAAAACUUAAUAGUGGUUCAUGUGAAUAUAUUGCAGCUCAAUUGAAAAAUCAUAAGGACAAAUUUACCCUUAUAUUAAGUAAUAGUGAAUCGAAAAAUGAACAUUCAUUACAAGGCCGUAUGACUAUUGAUGGAAUAAAUAUUUCAUUUGAAUCGGAUAAAUCAAUCUAUGUCAAUGAUAAAGCUCUCACCACAUUAACAUCAUCACCUGCACAUUAUUCAUCAUUUACAAUUCACAAAGCUGGAUUAUUUGUUGUAAUUAAUGGAACUCAUUUUAUUCUUAGAUGGGAUAUGGGUAACCGAAUUUAUUUAACUGUGGAUAAGAAAUGGAAAGGAAAAUUAGAUGGUGUCUGCAGUGAACAUGGCUCUUCAAAUAAAGACUAUGUCAUUCAAAAGCCAAAACAUGCAGAUAGUUGGAAGAUUGAUAGUGAAUGUAAAGUUGAAGAAAGUAAACCAACAGAUGAUAAUGAAGAAAAAUCGAAAUGGGCACAUGAAAAAUGUGUUGCUGUAUUUGAUGACAGUUCAUCAGCGAAAAAUCCAUUUUCUUCCUGUCUAAGUAAAUUAAAUAACGAACGACGAAAAACUUUAUAUCAACAAUGUAUAGAAGAAACACACAGCUGUAAAAUUGAUGCUCAUAAUUGUGCUCAUAUUUGUUCAUGGUUUGCUUCUUUAUCAGAACUUUGUCGCAAAGAAGGACAUCCAAUUACAUCUUGGCGAAAUGAUGAUUUUUGCUCUUUGACAUGUGAUGAAAAUGAAGAAUAUAAAUCAUGUGGAACAAUAUGCCGAAAAACUUGCAAUGAUCUCGAUAGUACCUCAAUGAAAAAAUGUUAUAAUGAUUCAUGUAAUGAAGGAUGUUAUUGUAAAGAAGGUUAUGUACUUGAUAAUAAUGGUGAUUGUGUUAAACCAGAAGAAUGUUCUAAAAAAACCACUGGCCGACCAAGCUCCGCUACACAUCAAUACACUGAAUCUAUUCCUACGAGUGAAUCAUCAGCAACAAAAAAACCAUCAAAUUCUAUGGCUAUUAUACCUGAAGAUGUUUUCAGUGAGAGUAGUCCAUUUGCACCUCGUUAUUUUGUUAAACCAGAAGCACCUAACAAACCAACGGAUUGCAAUCCAGGUGAACGUGGUAUUACUUUUCCAACAUCAGACAAGGCUUUUAUUAUAAUUUUUCCAUUAACAACACCUGCUGUAGUGAAAUCUGUUCGUUUACCAGGAACAAAUAAUGUCGAUCAAAUUCGUGUUAUGUUUUUGGAUGAACAUGAUAACCCAAUAAGUGGUCAAGUAACAGAGAAUGUUCCAUUACAGAUAACUUCUAAACUGGAAAACACACCAAGUAUUAAACCUGAUUCUCCAAAGAAAGCUAGUGCGGUUCAUAUUACAUUGUUACAUACGAAGAAUAAUAAACCACCGCAAGGUGUAACAGUGGAAAUCAUCGUUUGUGUUGAGUCGACGAAAACAACACCGAAACCGUCUGUAACGACGCCUCAUACAGGUGCUACGUCCUAUACUAAUGACACAUCUCCACCAUCAAAUACUGCCGAUUUAUGCAAACCCAAACGAAAUCCUGCUGCUCUAGUUACCAUGGGUCAAUGCGUUUCACAACACGAAAUCCAACAAGAUUCAUGUGGUGGCUAUUGUACGUCAUUCGAACAAAUGGAUCCACUCAGUGGAAUUAUCGCAGAAAAAGAAUGUUUAUGCUGUGCACCAGAUUCAACUUAUUUGGAAUCAAUAGUCAUGAAUUGUCAUAAUCCAACGACAGGUGUAACUGAAGAAAGAACAUCUCAAAUAGUUCGUAUUCGAUCAUGCAAAUGUAACAUGUGCCUAGGAUCUGCAGGAAAAUCUGAUACCAAGGAUAUCACAUCAUAUGAAGCACUCGUUGCAGCAAAUAGUGCAAAGGCAAAAACAAAAACACGACGACGUUAA
Adineta steineri is the source of this 3786-nucleotide messenger RNA. The record is from the annotation of a GenBank genome assembly. NCBI's taxonomy places the organism in Eukaryota, Metazoa, Rotifera, Eurotatoria, Adinetida, Adinetidae.